Molecule: messenger RNA, 162 nt
Organism: Williopsis jadinii
Lineage: Eukaryota; Fungi; Ascomycota; Saccharomycetes; Phaffomycetales; Wickerhamomycetaceae
Product: TfiiaTBPDNA complex protein
Exons: 1
Biological process (GO): transcription initiation at RNA polymerase II promoter; transcription by RNA polymerase II
Cellular component (GO): transcription factor TFIIA complex
Source: RefSeq, a predicted model, not a curated record
AUGUCGAACAAGGAGGCUGCAAAGACCUAUGAGGAGAUAAUAGAUGAGGUGAUCAACGAAUCCAGGCAAGAUUUCGAAGACAUCGGUAUAGAUGAGUCCACGUUGCUGGAUCUACGCCAAAUCUGGCGUGAUAACCUUGCGCAGACUCGUGUGGCGAAUUUU